Cucurbita maxima (winter squash) is the source of this 1180-nucleotide messenger RNA. Its product is annotated as protein SRC2-like. The coding region runs from base 109 to 936 and encodes 275 amino acids. The transcript has a single exon. The record is from RefSeq and is a predicted model, not a curated record. NCBI's taxonomy places the organism in Eukaryota, Viridiplantae, Streptophyta, Magnoliopsida, Cucurbitales, Cucurbitaceae. Gene Ontology annotation, biological process: defense response.
ACGCUCAUAGUUAUCUGCAAGUUUCGAAAGCCUCUCUGAAUCUUGAGAUUUGUUGUUCAUUUUUCCUUUUGAAUCCAAUUAAAUUUUUCUUCUUCUGAUUCUUUGUUCAUGGAGUGUAGAACUUUAGAUAUCAACAUCAAGAGGGCCUACGGCCUCAAGAACGUCAAUCUCUUCUCCACGAUGGAUGUAUACGCCGUCGUUUCGAUCUCCGGUGAUCCCCGCGGGAAGUCGAAGCAGAGGACUCCGGUGGCUAAAGACAGUGGCUCAGAUCCUUACUGGAAUUAUCCGAUGAAGUUCACGAUCGAUGAGGCUGCCGCACAGAGCAAUCGCCUCAAUCUUAAGAUCAAAUUCGUUUCCAGUCGGAGCUUAGGCGAUAGGAAGAUCGGUAAGGUUGUUGUUCCGAUCAAGCGAUUGCUCGAUGAAAGUGCUAAAGGAGAUGAAGGAAAAUCCGAGAGAACCCUAACUUUCAGCGUCAGGACGUUGAGCGGAAAGGAAAAAGGUACCGUCGAAUUUUCGUACAAAUUUGGGGAAAAAUACACGGUUCAGGCACCUCCACCGCCACCACCGAUUAUGAAGUCCAGUGAGCCGGUUACAGCUUAUCCCCUAGGUUAUCCUGGAUCUAGUUCCGGAUAUGCGGCCGGAGGUGCACAUCCGCCUCCUGCGGGAACCGCUUAUGCAUAUCCGCCUCCGCAGCAAGGAUACGGAUAUCCACCGCCUCCACAGGCUGGAUAUGGCUACGGCGGUUACCCUCCGCCGCAGCAGGGGCAUGGAUAUGCGCCGUAUAAGCCACAGAGGCCGCAGAGGAGUGGUAUGGGCGGUAUGGCUUUGGGAGCCGGAGCUGGUCUGCUUGGAGGUUUGCUAAUCGGCGACAUGAUCUCAGAUGUGGGUGAUUCGAUGGCUUAUGAUGCUGAUUUUGGUGAUGGCUUUGAUUUCUAAAGCCAUCUCGUUCUUCAUCAUCUUCUUCUCCUCGUUUUCUGAUCAUUUUUUCUGUCAUGUAAAUACAACUUCUAAAGCUUUAGAUUACAGAGAUUACUUGAAUAAGUUUUGGGAAUUAUCCAUUAGAAUAUGGUAAAUGUGCUUUUAGAUUUGUGAUGUUUGUAAAUUAAUCUUCCACUGACAUUAGAUUGAAUCGAUUGUAGCUUCUGUUUUGCUGAUCUUUAAUAAUCUAUUGCUCCCAUCA